This is a messenger RNA of Cadophora gregata, 702 nucleotides long. RefSeq lists its product as uncharacterized. The transcript has 3 exons. Gene Ontology annotation, molecular function: zinc ion binding. The record is from RefSeq and is a predicted model, not a curated record. The coding region runs from base 1 to 702 and encodes 233 amino acids. NCBI's taxonomy places the organism in Eukaryota, Fungi, Ascomycota, Leotiomycetes, Helotiales, Ploettnerulaceae.
AUGACGAAAUCCAAAGACGAGAAAGCAGAAUUGCGCUGUGUGCCAUGCUGCAUUGAAACUCUCGAGCAACGUGAUAUCCUGGUGUUCAAACUCCACCACGUGUGCGACACGCCUUUCCACAACAACCAUAUAUCUUCAGCCGAGGAGCUCAAAGCUAGCCCUUUGAGAUUCAGCUGUGAUGUUUGUCAUCGUGGUAUCUGGACGGGUUCGAGGCAUCAUUGUGGGCAGUGUCAAUCAGGGUUUGGGGGAAAUUUCGACAUAUGUGAUCCUUGUCGAACUGCUGGAAAGCAUUGUCUCGACCCAGACCACGCGUUGGAGAGCAUCCCCAUCUUCAAGUAUGGAGAUUGUGUACAUGUGAAUGCAAGAUCGUGUGGGAAUUGCGAGAAGAUUCCGUUGUUUCUGAAUGAAGGCGAAGCUACCAGAUUCCAGAUCGUACAAUUGCCGAAUUCUGACAACAGUGAAGUUGCAUUCUCGAACUGUGAUCAUUUUGUUGCGGUGUCAUACUGCUGGCCUCCACCGCAGUAUGACGGAGAGGGGACCAUUAUACAGCACAGAGGCAAAUAUUCUGUCACGGACCUUCAUGGAAGAGUCAGGCCAAACCGAGCUCCGGAAGAUGUCAUUACCAGAGCAGCUGAGUUUGCUGCUCAAAAUGGUAUUCGCCUCAUCUGGAUAGAUCAAAUAAGGAGCUCGGAAUACAGGUGA